Molecule: messenger RNA, 456 nt
Organism: Lathyrus oleraceus (garden pea)
Lineage: Eukaryota; Viridiplantae; Streptophyta; Magnoliopsida; Fabales; Fabaceae
Product: ribonuclease S-4-like
Exons: 3
Coding region: 1-456 (151 amino acids)
Biological process (GO): RNA catabolic process
Cellular component (GO): extracellular region
Molecular function (GO): RNA binding; ribonuclease T2 activity
Source: RefSeq, a predicted model, not a curated record
AUGAAGCUUUCACUUUACCUGACUCUUCUCCUCUCCAUUUUUUGCCAUUGUUCUCCUCUUGUGCUUAGAGAGGAGAUGAACAGGCUCCAAGGCGGUUUUGACAUAUUUAACUUGGCCAUGGAGAAAUGGAUAGCACCACCACCAUUCAAUCAUCUCACGCGAACUGAUCAAUGGCCAUAUGCUGCAUGUAUGAAAAAUGGAUUAGCACCAUGCAAGCAACCUAUACCAAAUUAUUUUACAUUGCACGGUAUAUGGCCGUCAAACAUAGCACCACCUCAUCCAAGUGAAUGCCUACCUGCUUCUUUCGAUUCUAAUAUAAUUGCUAGUCUUGUUCCCGAGCUUUCCACUGCAUGGCCGAGUUUACAUAAAGACAAUGUACAAACGUGGAAGCAUCAAUGGAACAAGCAUGGAGUGUGUUUUCACUUCACCCGAUUUGAAUAUUACAAUUUUUUUUAA